Molecule: messenger RNA, 879 nt
Organism: Truncatella angustata
Lineage: Eukaryota; Fungi; Ascomycota; Sordariomycetes; Amphisphaeriales; Sporocadaceae
Exons: 4
Coding region: 1-879 (292 amino acids)
Source: RefSeq, a predicted model, not a curated record
AUGGUACACACUGCUGCACUCAUCGCACCAAACGGCAAUGUUGGUUCCGCUACUCUCCGUCACCUUCUCCUUGCUCAUAAGGAAGGGAAGCUGAACUUGAUCGUUCUGCAUCGCCCUGGAGGUCCACCUAAGGAACUUCCCUCCGAUUCGGGCGUGGAAGUUCGCGAGAUCAAUCUUGACGGCUCCCUUGAAAAGAUCCAGGAGGCGGUCCACGGUGUGAAUGUCGCAAUCUCUGCUCUUCCAAUGACGACCAUCCACUUGCAAAUUAACCUUGUGCGGGCUCUAUCCAGGACACCUGGAUUCGUUACUUUGAUUCCCGCGAGGUUCAGUAUUCCCUUAACUGAUGAUGAUUAUCCUUACCUUCCAAUCAUGAAGCCUGUUUUGGACACCGAGAAACUUGCCACGGAGCUUGGUGUAGGCAUUACGCAUGUGUGGACUGGCGCCUUUAUUAUGUCCUUUAAGUUUCGGUGGUUAGAAUCCAGCUUAGAAGAGAAUAAGGUCGUGGCAAAUGCCAACCAGUUGAAGAACUGGACUCCCAUCACCACAAUGGAUCACCUCGGCGCGGUACUUACAGAUCUGUUGACGCAAGACCCGACAAAUAUUGUGGGCAAGAGCUUCUCGGUGGUGACGUUCCGCCCUUCAGGUCAAGACCUGCUCAAUGUCUUCACAAGGGUGAAUGAAAACACGCCUGCGACGCUGGUGGCGCACACACCAGAGGAUCUGAAGAGGCUGUUACAGGACACCCAGGGCAUUGGCGCGUUUAUGGGUGUGUAUAUGCGGCACUGGGAUCGGGGAGAUCUUGAGUUUCCUAGAACAGUACCCACAUCCAAUGAAAUAUCAUUAGAGGCCGAGCUUAGAAAGAUACACAGCUUACAUUAG